This is a messenger RNA of Opisthorchis viverrini, 333 nucleotides long. RefSeq lists its product as hypothetical. The coding region runs from base 1 to 333 and encodes 110 amino acids. The transcript has 3 exons. The record is from RefSeq and is a predicted model, not a curated record. NCBI's taxonomy places the organism in Eukaryota, Metazoa, Platyhelminthes, Trematoda, Opisthorchiida, Opisthorchiidae.
AUGUUCUUGGUCGUUAGCUUGUUCGUUGAGCUUGGCAACUUGGUUGCAAACGUUUCAUCACCAAACGAGGUGACAUCAUCAGCCCGUAGUUCACAUUUGUUCAGUCGAGGCAAUCUGGAUUUAUUUCCGAGUGCCUUUAAAAUUGUUCGGAUGUAUUUGUUUGGCCAUCGAACUAAACCAAUGUCUCUUCGUUCGACAAAGAGGUUUCACAUAUAUCGGCAGCUCAAACUGAGUUUUUCGAAAUAUACUCGAGCUUUAUUGAUUGUUGAUCAGGUGGCUGUUGAUCUGUUCGCCGACCUUGGCAAUUGGUUUGCAAGCGUUUCGUCACCAUAA